Molecule: messenger RNA, 1058 nt
Organism: Eupeodes corollae
Lineage: Eukaryota; Metazoa; Arthropoda; Insecta; Diptera; Syrphidae
Product: U3 small nucleolar ribonucleoprotein protein IMP4
Exons: 2
Coding region: 116-1024 (302 amino acids)
Biological process (GO): rRNA processing
Cellular component (GO): nucleolus; Mpp10 complex; small-subunit processome
Molecular function (GO): snoRNA binding; rRNA primary transcript binding
Source: RefSeq, a predicted model, not a curated record
GUGCGGUUGUGGUCGAGUGCGAGUAUUUAUUUUGCAUUAUUCACUUAUUUCUGUUGUUCUUAAAUUAUUUUUGUAAAUUUUGGAUAAAAAUUAAUAACUAAAGAACACAAACAACAUGCUCCGAAGACAAGCCAGACUUAGACGGGAAUACCUCUACAAGAAAUCUGCAGAAACACGACACAAGAAAAUACAAGAGAAGAAAGAGUUGCUUGAAAACAGUCUGCAAAAAAAUACACAAAUCCAUGGUAAUCUCCAGCGACAGGCAAUUCAGCUUCAGGAAAAACUCAAAUACAACGUAGAAGAUCCAAAUGGAAUUACCGAAGCAAAUAUCGAUGAUGAAUACCGUUGGGCUGGCUGUGAAGAUCCAAAAAUCAUGAUCACCACCUCACACAGUCCUUCGGCGCGAUUGAAGAUGUUCGUCAAAGAACUGCGGUUGCUAUUCCCAAAUGCACAACGAAUGAAUCGCGGUAACUAUGAGAUGAAACAACUAAUGCACGCUUGCCGUGCCAACGAUGUGACAGACUUCAUCAUCGUUCACGAGCAUCGAGGGGUUCCUGAUAAUUUGGUUAUCUGUCAUCUGCCUUACGGCCCGACGGCAUUCUUUAAUAUCUCUGGAGUGGUAAUGCGGCAUGAUUUACCCGAUGUCGUACCUAUGAGCGAACAAAAACCUCACCUAAUAUUCCAUAAUUUCAAAACAAAGCUGGCCGAACGGACAAUGAAUAUCUUAAAGCACCUUUUCCCGGUUCCAAAGAAGGAAUCAAAACGAGUGAUGACAUUCGCUAAUCACGAUGAUUACAUUUGUUUCCGUCAUCACACUUAUCAAUAUGUCAAUAAGGAACUUGAACUGAAGGAGGUCGGUCCUAGAUUUCAAUUGAAAUUGUAUCAGAUCAAGUUAGGAACAUUAGAUGAACUUCAAGCCGCCAAUAUUGAAUGGGUGUCGAGACCAUACAUGAAUACAGCUGCUAAGCGAAGGUUUUUGUCCGACGAUGAUGGUUGGGUGCAGGACGAUAACGAACAAUUUUAGUUAAGAAUGCAAAAUAAAAUAAAUGUUUUUUAUA